GCUGGUUCUAGAAUCGGGGCAUUGUGCGUGUGUGCUCUUUCUCUCUCUCUCUCUCUCUCUCUCUCUCUCUCACUCGCUGCCUCUCUAGACUUUGUUGCAGAAACCUGCGUUUGAUGGGGUCUAUGCUCGGUGAUUGGCCGUCAUUUGACCCCCACAACUUCAGCCAACUCCGACCCUCCGAUCCUUCUUGUCCUUCUAGGAUGACACCCGCAACCUAUCAUCCUACUCACGGCCGCACGCUUCCGCCACCCGAUCAAGUGAUAACUACUGAAGCCAAAAACAUUCUCUUAAGACACGUCUAUCAGCGUACCGAAGAGAAGGAUGUAUUGAGACCGAAGAGAGCUCCAUCUGAGCUUCUUACACCCGAGCACGGAUGCAAGCAACCCAGGGCGUCUCCCUUAUGAGCUCUUCUAUUGUUAUAUGGAAGUCCAAUAACUAAUGCAUGUAAAUGUUCUUGCCAUGUCGAAGAUGUUUGGGUUUGCUGUGGGGGGUGAAAAGGGUACUUAGCUUGGUCAUUGUCUUAAACUCCUUGACCAGAAGUGUAGAUUUUGUGUGUACAAAUUAUAUGGACAGUUGGGUGAUCCCUGUUUAGUUUACAAGGAAUGAAAUGAAGAGACUUGCUCCCCUUUUUGUUC
Messenger RNA from Corylus avellana, 635 nucleotides. RefSeq names its product DET1 complexing ubiquitin ligase. Lineage: Eukaryota; Viridiplantae; Streptophyta; Magnoliopsida; Fagales; Betulaceae. Gene Ontology annotation, biological process: positive regulation of proteasomal ubiquitin-dependent protein catabolic process. Gene Ontology annotation, cellular component: Cul4-RING E3 ubiquitin ligase complex. The record is from RefSeq and is a predicted model, not a curated record.